Molecule: messenger RNA, 2048 nt
Organism: Atta colombica
Lineage: Eukaryota; Metazoa; Arthropoda; Insecta; Hymenoptera; Formicidae
Product: extensin
Exons: 6
Coding region: 194-2035 (613 amino acids)
Biological process (GO): positive regulation of transcription by RNA polymerase II
Cellular component (GO): nucleus
Molecular function (GO): transcription coactivator activity
Source: RefSeq, a predicted model, not a curated record
AAUCUCGUGCUUCGGACUGCGGGAAUAUAUUUGGGAAAUACGACGAAGAUGGACGUAUCGCGCUCCUUUGAGAUAUUUCCAGGUAGCUCUUCGCAAUAGCGCGACGUGACGGAAGAUUACUCUCCUCGAUUACCGGUCUUUCUCGGUGAAAGUUCUUUAACGUCGAGACGAUUCGUGAGUUGUCGCUUCGAAAAUGUCCGUGACCUUCGCACAACGCGGCAGGCCACCUCCAAAUCCUGCCCAGAUACAAAAGAUGCUUGAUGAGAAUAGCCAGCUUAUACAAAUGAUUCAAGAAUAUCAAAACAAGGGCAAAGCACAGGAAUGUGUACAGUAUCAGCAAAUGCUACAUCGCAACUUGGUAUAUUUAGCAUCUAUCGCUGAUGUAAACCAGAAUCUUCAGACUUUAUUACCUCUACCUCAAGGUAUUCCUAAUGGUCCUCAACAUGGUAUGAUGAAUCCACAAGGACUUCCAAGUGGUCCAGGUGGUGCAACUGGUCCUGGAGGAGAAAUGCCACCAAAUACGCAGCCAACAAUGCCAAUGUCGACGUUUAAUCAAGGCCAACCAAUGGCACAAGGUUAUCGUGGGCCUGUAAUGCCUGGCCAAGGACCUACCAUAAAUAGACCUCCAACUGCACCAGGUCCACAACAAUAUAGAGGUCCACAAGGUUAUCCUCAGCAACCUUCUCAACAAGGUUAUCCUGCUCAAUACACUGGUCAAAAUCCUGGCUCAAACUACCAAGGUCCACAAGGAUCUGCAUACACUCCGGGUCAACCAAAUCAAUAUGGACCGCCAAACGCUUCUCAACAGCAAGGAUAUAAUGCAGCAACGCAGCCAAAUUAUGGUCCUCCAACUACAGUAAACAGUUAUGGUCCACAACCAGGUGGUUAUCCACCACCAGGCACAGCUCAGCCACUUUCAGGAUAUGGACCACCGCCGCCAAACCAACAAGGUUAUCCACCUUCAAAUGCCUCACAACAGAAUUUCUCAUCAGGUAGUCAACAACAACAACCAGGACAAUACGGCAGUCCUAGUCCACAACCAAAUUAUCAGCAGCCUCCGUCCCAAGCGCCACCUCAAAACGCAUACGCUGCUGGACAACCUGGAAGUUAUCCUCCUCCUUCCUCACAGACAUAUGCGAACAAUGUCCCACCGCAAAAUUAUCCACCACCUCCGACAACUAAUGCGACUCAACCUCCACAACCUGGGUCGCAGCAAAACGCGGGUCCGCAACCCAAUUAUGUUAGCCAACCAAGUCCAGGUCCUGGCGCGACGCAGUACGGUCCCGCCUCUACAUCUCCGCCAUUUAGCACCUCCUCUGCGAGCAGCAAUACUUAUGCCCAAAGCAGUCAGCCAACAAGCACACCAUCUGCCUCGACGCAGACAUAUCCGCCGAAUAGCGGUCCGCCACCAACAUCGCAAGGUGGAAGCUAUGCACCCCCGGUGCCACCAACACCUUCUGGAUAUCCCGUUCAUCAAACACCACAUCCAACGUCGCAUCCCCCGCAUCCACCCCCACCGCACACUCAAUCACCACAUCAACCACCGCACACUCCGCAUCAACCACCUCACCAACCAACUCAUCAGUCAUCCCAUCAACCACCGCAUCAAUCACCGCACCAGCCACCGCAACAAUCUCAGCAACAGUCGCAAACAGCUCCGCAGACGCAACAGCAACCGUCUCAGAGUCCAGCUCCGAGUGGAUUUCAACCUCCAUCUGGUCCACCACAAGGUCCUGCUCCACCACCAGGCCCUCAACAACAACCUGCCUAUGGGCCGACUACUACACAAACAUAUGUUCCACCGACUCCAGGAGGACAACCACAGAUUUAUAGUCCUCAUCCACCACAAGGGGGACAACAUUAUGGGCAUCCUCAAUAUCCUCCUCAAAGUUAUCCUCCACCGCCUGCAGGACAAGGAUAUCCACAAUAUCCACCACGACCACCUGGUGGCCAUAUGCCUCCUCCACCUGGACCACAAGGACCUCCUCCUCCUAAUCAAUAUGGAGGUUACGGUUAUCAGCCACCCACACAAUAAAUACAUCAAUAAC